AAAUAAGGCAGAUCGGUUGGCGAUCGGAGCAGCUGAGACAGUGGCACACUCGCAACCACUACUUUUGCUUGAAAAGUUUUAUUUUAAAGUUUAAAAAAAAACUUUACCGAGUUGAAACCGGGUGCAGUUUUCUUUUAUUUUAACUUUUUGCUGCAGAUUUCGUGUUUUUUUUUUGUUCAUCGCUGAGAAAACAAAAGUCUCUUCUGUUCUCCGAGGAAAUAAAGACAAGGGAAGAGAAACCUAAGCGAGAUGCUGUGUCCAUGGAGUUUCCUCCAGAGACCCAGGUACAGGGGCAAAUUGGAUCCUGGAGCGAGCCCAGCGACGGAUCUUAACAACAAUGAAAAGGACAUCGGCAAAGGAGAGAGCCUCGUCAAUGGACACAUUCCGAACUUUAAGAGCGUUAAUGCAGGCUCUGAGCCACUUCCCGCAAAGGGACCAUUGCGUUGUCCUUACGCCCCGAAGUUUGUUAAGCUGAUGAAUGUGGAAAACGGGGCUAUUAUGCAGGAUACGUUGCAUCAAAAAGCAGUCAAGAACAUGCCAUGUCAGUCUGCAACCUGCAAGGGCUCUCUCAUGACUCCAAAAGCGAUGACCAGAGAAACUCGAGAUCAACCUGUUCCACCAGAGGAAAUUCUUCCUCAGGCUAUAGAUUUCAUCAAGCAAUAUUAUGAAUCCUUCAAAAGCCCCAGACCUGAGGAGCAUCUGACCCGAAUUGAGGAGGUUAGCAAAAGCAUCACAGACACGGGCACAUAUGAGCUGACCUAUGAGGAGCUGGUAUUCGCGUCAAAGCAAGCCUGGCGUAACGCCCCUCGGUGCAUUGGCCGCAUCCAGUGGUCCAACCUCCAUGUGUUUGACGCUCGGAAAUGCACCACCGCAAAGGAGAUGUUCGAGCACAUGUGCACCCACAUGAAGUAUGCAACCAACAAUGGAAACUUGAGAUCUACCAUCACUAUCUUCCCUCAGAGGACUGAUGGGAAACAUGACUUCAGAAUAUGGAAUAGCCAGAUGGUCCGUUAUGCAGGGUAUCAGCUGCCUGAUGGCUCCAUCAUUGGAGAUCCAGCUGGAGUUGCAUUCACACAGGUGUGCAUUGACCUUGGCUGGACACCCCGCUUUGGACGCUUUGAUGUGCUUCCAUUAAUCAUUCAGGCCAAUGGUCAGGAUCCAGAAGUAUUUGAAUAUCCACCAGAGCUUAUUCUCGAAGUAGAAAUUGAGCAUCCAAAGUUUGACUGGUUCAAAGAAUUAGGUCUCAGAUGGUAUGCCCUGCCUGCUGUUGCUAACAUGCUACUGGAAGUUGGAGGCCUGGAGUUUCCUGGAUGCCCCUUCAAUGGCUGGUACAUGAGCUCUGAGAUUGGUGUUCGAGACUUCUGUGACGUUCAGCGAUACAAUGUGCUAGAGGAAGUGGGGAAGAAAAUGGGAUUAGAAACAAAUAAUCUGGCGUCUCUGUGGAAAGACCAAGUAUUGGUGGAGAUCAACAUUGCUGUAUUGCACAGUUACCAGAAAAAGAAUGUGACAAUUAUGGACCACCACACUGCCGCAGAGUCCUUCAUGAAGCACAUGGAGAACGAGUUCCGGCUGAGAGGAGGCUGCCCUGGGGACUGGGUCUGGCUUGUCCCACCAAUCUCUGGAAGCAUCACACGAGUGUUCCAUCAGGAGAUAUUGAACUACAUCCUCAGCCCUUUCUUUUAUUACCAGGUUGAUGCUUGGAAAACACACAUCUGGCACGAUGAAAGCCGGAGACCGAAGAAGAAUGAGAUCAAAUUCAAACAUUUAGCGUUGGCAACAUUAUUCAGCUCUGUUCUGAUGCGGAAGACCAUGGCCAAAAGAACAAAGGCAACGAUUCUGUACGCCACAGAAACAGGAAAGUCAGAAACCUUUGCCAAAAAGCUGCGCACAUUGUUCAACGGUGCCUUCAAUUGCAAGAUUGUCUGCAUGGAUGAUUAUGAUCUGAAUGACCUGAAUAUGGAGUCGCUGGUCUUGGUGGUGACAAGUACCUUUGGAAAUGGAGAUUCACCUGGAAAUGGAGAGGUGUUUAAGAAAUCUUUGUUUACCAAGAAGCCAUUGAAAUCAUAUAAAUUCAGUUAUGCCAUCUUUGGACUUGGCUCCCGCAUGUACCCACAAUUCUGCGCUUUCGCCCAUACACUCGAUAAGAAGCUGGAACAGCUCGGGGCAACUCGGUUGUCCGAAACAGGAGAAGGAGAUGAGCUUGGUGGACAGGAAGAAUCCUUUGUAGACUGGGCUAUCACCACUUUCAAGAAAGCCUGCAAAGACUUCAAUGUGCGAGGGAAGGUGGAGCUGGGUCAGUUCAAGACAGCAACCAAAAGUGAUGUGUGGGACCCCAGCAGAUACAGGUUCGCGACUGACACCAGGCCGCUGGACUUGUGUGCAGCUCUCUCGAAGAUGCAAGGAAAGAAAAUUCUGCCGAUGACGUUCAGGUUGAAAAAGAAUCUGCAGAGCCCGAAAUCCAGUCGCUCCACCAUCCUUGUCGAGCUGUCCUGCAGGGACUCCAAGGAACUCCAGUAUCUGCCCGGGGAGCACGUUGGAGUUUUCCCUCAGAAUCAGGAGGCCCUCGUCAACGCGCUGAUCAAGAGGCUCAAAGGGACGCCAAGUUCUCAUCACUGCGUCCAAGUGGAGGUUAACAACGGCAAUAGCGUGAGAGACUGGAAGGUGGAUGAGCGAAUACCAGCUUGCAGUCUCUCGCAGGCUUUUACUCAUUUUCUGGACAUCACCACCCCACCCAGUCAACACCUCCUGAAGAAGUUUGCCCAGCUGGCGUCGGAUGAAUCGGAGAAGAAUCGACUGCUGGAACUAGGCCAGAAUUCCCAGGAGUAUGAGAAGUGGAAAUCUUUCCACAGCCCCACCAUCCUGGAAGUCCUGGAGGAAUUUCAGUCCAUCCAAUGCCCUGCUCUGUUCCUCCUCACCCAGCUAAUGCUGCUGAAGCCCAGAUAUUACUCCAUCAGUUCGUCCUUAGAUAUGAAUCCGGGAGAAAUCCAACUGACGAUUGCAGUGGUGAACUACAAGACGAGAGAUGACCAAGGCCCCAUACAUCAUGGCGUCUGCAGUACCUGGUUCAACACAAUGGAAGCAGGAGAACUGGUUCCAUGUUAUGUGCGCAGCACUGCAGGAUUCCAUCUUCCAAAGAACCAAUCGAAACCCUGCAUACUGGUUGGUCCAGGAACAGGAAUUGCUCCAUAUAGAAGCUUCUGGCAACAGCGGCAGCAUGACAUUGAGAAACGAGGAGUCAGACCCGGUCCCAUGACUUUGGUGUUUGGCUGUCGGAACUCAGAAAUGGAUCAUAUUUACAAAGAAGAAACACUCGCACUUAAAGGCAAAGGCAUUCUGAACGGUGUUUACACAGCCUACUCCAGAGAGCCAGGCAAGAAAAAGACUUACGUACAAGAUAUUCUUCGGGAACAACUGGCGUCUGAAGUCUACAAUAUGUUGCAUGAAGGGAAUGGGCACAUCUACAUCUGUGGUGAAAUCAAGAUGGCACAAGAUGUCACUGACACCCUAAAAGGCAUCAUCGCUAAGCAAGGUGGCAUGAGUGUUGAGGAUGCCGAAGAGUUCCUCACAAUGCUGAAGAACCAGAAGCGAUAUCAUGAAGACAUCUUCGGAGCAACGUUUCAGAAAUAAUGGUGUUUCCUGAUGACAGGAUCAAAUGGCACCAAAGAGACAAUUGUGCCAACAGAUAUUAAGAAUGACAGAAACAUUUCAUUAACAAGGCUUGAAUGCUGCUCUGCUUUCACCAUGUAUCUGCUGGCCAACAUAUGGACCAAAAUGGACAAACUUUUUAUUGUAUAGCAUUCAAUUUCAUACUCGCUUUUAUAAACACAAGUGGAAAUCCAAAGAGUUUAAGAAGAAGUUUUUCUUUACAUUUCAGUGAAGUCUGCAGCAUUAGCUUUUGUUUUUUCCUUUUUGUGUGCAGUUAUUAAUUUUGGGAUAAAUUCAGUAAAUCUGUAUUCUUGCAGAAGAUUAAUUAUGACUUAAUUGUGUCAGAAACUGGUUUGUGCAGGGAAGCAUGACAUCAUUGGAGUGCGUCAAUCAGUAAUGUCAGCCAUUUUGAGCACCAAUAUUAAUAAUGUGCAAUACCCGCAGCCCAUGAUGGAAUCACGACAACUGGGUCCAUUUUUCACUCCUCGCAAUUUACCCUCAAACAAGAGAAAAAAAAAAUCUGCCUUUCUAGCCAGAAAUAAAUUAUUUCCUGGUGCUCUUUGGUACUUACAUUGACGUUUCAAAAUGGGAAAUGAAGCUUCCAGUGAUGGUUGCAAAUGUGCUUGAGGGUGAUAAGGAUGGUGAUUUGAUUCAAGCAAAUAUAACAAACAGAUGUGUCUUCACAUUGAUAUCCCAACAUCUGUGCCUUAAACAAUAUCACAGCAAAACUUAAGGGCAUAAAGUUAGGCUCACGAAUCAAUGUUAAGCCAGUGGAAGGCAGGUUAGUCUGAUAAUUAUUUACAACGGCCAGGACAUUGCAAGAAACGGCUGGUAAAGUCAAGAUUCACCGUGCACUUUAAUAAAAGAAUACAGUCUGGUUAAGAGUGCAAUAGCCAGUAUCGACUGACAAGAUUGAGACUGGUAAAGAUUUAGAGUGUGUGUGAGUGGCAGCUGGCUGCUAUCUGUGUAAGUAGCAUAUGAUAAAUUAUGAAUUUUAAUAAAAUUGUAUGAUUUGUAACUUUU
Molecule: messenger RNA, 4668 nt
Organism: Carcharodon carcharias (great white shark)
Lineage: Eukaryota; Metazoa; Chordata; Chondrichthyes; Lamniformes; Lamnidae
Gene: nos2b
Product: nitric oxide synthase 2b, inducible
Exons: 26
Coding region: 250-3627 (1125 amino acids)
Biological process (GO): nitric oxide biosynthetic process
Molecular function (GO): heme binding; NADP binding; calmodulin binding
Source: RefSeq, a predicted model, not a curated record